ACAACACGACAGAACACAAACCGGAUCCAUGGCUUCUCCAUCCACAGCCAUCUUGGCCCUCGCCGUCGCGUUGGUCUGCGCAGCCACCGCGGCGAACGCGAGGUUCACGGCGAUGCAGUGGACUCCGGCGCACGCCACGUUCUACGGCGACGAGACCGCGGCCGAGACCAUGGGUGGGGCGUGCGGGUACGGCAACCUGUACGCAACGGGGUACGGCACGGACACGGCGGCGCUGAGCACGACACUGUUCAAGGACGGGUACGGGUGCGGGACGUGCUACCAGAUCCGGUGCGCGAGCUCCCCCUGGUGCUACCGGGGCUCGCCGGUGAUCACGGUGACGGCGACCAACCUGUGCCCGCCCAACUGGGCGCAGGACUCCAACAACGGCGGCUGGUGCAACCCGCCGCGGACCCACUUCGACCUCUCCAAGCCGGCGUUCAUGCGGAUGGCCCAGUGGCGCGCCGGCAUCGUGCCGGUCAUGUACCGGCGGGUGCCCUGCGUGAGGCGCGGCGGCCUCCGGUUCGCGCUCCAGGGGAACCCCUACUGGCUGCUGGCGUACGUGAUGAACGUGGCCGGCGCCGGAGACGUCGCGGAGAUGUCGGUGAGGAGCGGGCGCGGCGCGUGGGUGCGCAUGAGCCACAACUGGGGCGCGUCGUUUCAGGCGUUCGCGCAGCUCGGCGGCCGGGCGCUCAGCUUCAAGGUCACCUCCUACACCACCCGGCAGACCGUCGUCGCCACCAACGUCGCGCCGGCAAACUGGUGCCUCGGGCUCACGUACCAGGCCCGCGUCAACUUCUCCUGAAACUGAGAGGCCGGAGGAGCACGUCGUUCCGUAGCAGAAGUUUGCAGGAGCUGUGAUGCCGAGAACGCUCUGCCCUGCUACGAUGUUCCAUUGUUUUCCUCUGUUCUCGUAGUUCAGAGUUCAGUCAGAUUUGGGACGUGUCGAGCGUUGCCCCCGUCCAUGAGGAGCAGUGGGUUUGACGCCAGCAUUAUUGAUGUAAAGCUUGCUUAAUUUUUUUUUUCUGGAAGACCGAUGGGCGCAAAUCAUGGCCGCGUUAAUUUCAAGACCUGAGUCGUUGAUCACGAUGGCCGAAAUUUCUAGAGGCAAAAGUUGCAACAAAAUCAAUAUGAUCAUUGACAGU
Molecule: messenger RNA, 1142 nt
Organism: Panicum hallii
Lineage: Eukaryota; Viridiplantae; Streptophyta; Magnoliopsida; Poales; Poaceae
Product: putative expansin-A30
Exons: 2
Coding region: 29-802 (257 amino acids)
Biological process (GO): plant-type cell wall organization
Cellular component (GO): extracellular region
Source: RefSeq, a predicted model, not a curated record